Phyllotreta striolata is the source of this 7438-nucleotide messenger RNA. The record is from the annotation of a GenBank genome assembly. NCBI's taxonomy places the organism in Eukaryota, Metazoa, Arthropoda, Insecta, Coleoptera, Chrysomelidae.
GUUUGAUUGAAAACGCGAUUUCGGCCUCGUCCGACGCGAACAGGCGAAUUCCAUUCGAAUUUAACGGGAAACAUAAUGCCCCGAUUGAUAUUUACGGAUUUAUUUCGAUUAUUAAAAAUCCUUGAACAAGAUGGACUGGUCCACUUUUAGACAUUCGAGGGGAAUGUGUCGGAGUAGAAGCAGAAGAAAAAGGCGCAUCGUAAAAGAUGGCGGUAGAGUGAUAUCUUAUUUGUGGUUGCAAAUUUGCGAAAUUAAUAAUAAACAAAUAAAUUUGACCGCUAAUUGAGAGGCGAGUGCGACAGUUUGGCCGAUAACGGUUCGAAUUCGUCGGUCGUUAUCGUUUGAUCAUUGAGAAAGGCGCGCAAUCGGGUUUACGCUAGCAAGAUAUUUGCGAUUAUUAGGAUGCAACGGAAUCGUUCGCGUUUAAUUUAGUGUUUAGUGGUUUCGGUUUUGCGCGUUUGGGUGUUUACGAGCUCAUAAUGUCUUUCAGCCCUUUUAUAAAAUAAUGCUGCUACCAAUUUUAUAUUUUUUCUAUGUGUACAACGAUAAAAUGGCUCUAUUCGAGUUCGGAUAAGCGAACAAACGAUGUGCUCCCCGCGAUUUAAGACUAUUAAUAGUGAGAUGAUCUAGUAUUAAGACAACAUUCCAAAGUGGACUUAAUAACAUUUACAAGAAUGUACUUACAUACAAGUGUGCUUUAAUAGGGUUUAACAAGUGUUGUGAAAAAAAAUGUCUCAAACUCCCCACAAGCCCAUACAAAAGAUGUGUAAAUCUCCAAAGAAUUCAACAUACCACACCAUUAAGCAAGAAAAGAUCGAAUAUGAGAACCUCAGCACCAAUUGCACCGUCGUGGGCUCCAAUAAUCUCAACCUAGUUAAAAAACCCCAAAUCAUAACCAGCAUGUCCCCGGCGUAUUCUAAUCCUAGUCCUAGUUACCCUCCGUCACCUUAUUCGUCACCAGCCAGUCUCAAAUCUCCUUCGCCCUCUCUCAAACCGCCUACUCCUCAACCCAGCUAUCCCGUCAUGCAGAUCAUACAGAACAACAUUUUGGCCAGGCCGAUGCAGACAACACAACCGCAAAACAUCAUCAAAUUAAAGCCUCAUUUGAAUAUUCUACCGAAACCUUCUGCUAGUCCACAGCCCUCGCCUAAACCCAGUGUCAGUCCUCAAAUUGUAAUACCUACGAACCACCAACAAACAGCUACGAUAGUUCCUGCGGCUCAGCCACUUCUACUCAAUCAAAUGCCUAUGUUGACGACCCCUGGCGUACAGUUUAUUCUAAGGCCGCAAACAGCCACAAAAAUUCAACCCCAGAUGCAGACGGCGACUGCGACGCCGCAGGGGCUGAUCCUGCAGCCCAGCGGACAGCAGUUGUUGCAAAUACAGCCGCCUAGGUCGCAGCCUAUGGUGCGAGUGUUGACCAACGGUAUGCAAUUGGCGCCUUCUACUACAACUUAUGUAACUCAGGUGGGUCCACAGCAGGCGAAUAAUGCAACACAUAUCGCACAACAGACCAUUAUAAACAACCACGCACAUUUGGUUCAGCAACAGCAGCAGGUGAAGAAGAAACCGAAGAAUAAGGUUAAGAAGAAACUGGACCUCGCAAAUAUUAUGAAGUUGUCAGGAAUAGGCGAUGAAGAUGAUAUUCAGUUCGAAAGCGAUACAUCACAAAGUGAAAACGAACAAAAUUCCGUUCCUACAACACCUCAACCACAACAACAGCAGGUUGUUCAAAAUACAGUACAAGCUCAAACAAAUUUUGUACACACCGAUACUAAGAAAAAUGUACAGAAUAUUCAAAUUUCUGCAAUGGCGCAGCCUACAAUAAAUGCAGCCACUCCUGUUGUACAGGUGCUAAAUCAAAAUUUUCAAAGUGGAAUGAUCUCAAAUAACACAUCUCAGGCAGCUACUGCGCAAGCCGGUAUACCUUUCAAUUCGUUUAUAGCUCCGAAUUUUACUAUUAACAAUGGCCUAAUGCUCCAAAGAAGUGGUGGAUUCAAAUUAACUAUGGGCGAAGAUGGCCGAUUAGUCUUGCAACAUGAUCCGACUAUCAAUUCGGAUCUUCAGUCACAAAUAAUCCUACAGAGUCUAUUGGGUGGAUUAGUUUUACAACCUUCAAUGGACCAACAAACUGUACAGCAAACUGUGCAAACGAUUCAGCAACAGUCUGUUCAAACAAUACAACAACAAACAGUACAGAGUCAAACGAUACAGACAGUACAACAACAAACUGUACAACCACAAGCUGUACAACACACAAUCCAAUCUAUACAACCUCAGAUACAGCAACAGACUGUUCAGCAAACGAUACAACAUCAAACUGUGAACGCUUUACAGCAACCUAUGCAGAUCGUACAACCGCAACCUAUACAUAGUAUUCAUUCGCAGGUGCAACCUAUACAUACAAUGUCACAGUCUCAAGUUCACAGUUUGCAGUCACAAAUACAAGGCCAAAUUCAAAGUCUGUUGCAGCAACAAAAUCACACUGUUCAACAUUCUCACGUUCCUUCGCAGAAUGUUCAUUCUCAAACAAUGCAAAGUGUACAGAACUUACAGAAUGUCCAAAAUUUGCAAAGCGUUCAGCAGAACGUUAGAAGCGUUCAGCAAAACGUACAGCAGAGUUCACAUUCCCAGCCUAUUCAAUCGCCAGUGCAAAGUUUUCACGUGAACCAGACGCACCAGCAACAUCAACCAGUAUUGAAAGUACAACCAUUUCAAAAGUCUCAACCGCCGGUACAAACUGUACAGCCUAUACAACAUCAUAUCAACCAGUCUCAACAGCAGACCCAGCAAAGUAUGAACGAAUCUCAACAGAGUCAAAACAAUCAUCCUCCGCCAACGUCGUACGUUGUCAAUUUGACGCCGGAUCAAUUGGAGCAAUUAAAAAGAAACGGUCAAUUAACCGUCAAUGGUCAGACAAUAUUCAUGCAAAGGCCCAAUAAGGAUCACAUGGAAAAGAAAUUGUCUCCUAAGACCAAAGCUAUAAAGAAAGUUAGCAAGAUACAAAGUAUAAAGAGUAUUUUACAAAAACCUUUUUUUGCGCAGGAUACCGACGCGGAUUCGGUGAAAAAUAGCAAUAAUUUGGAUGCAGUUAAGGAAAACGCAAGCAAACCUAUAGUUAGUGCCUUAAACGCACCACACAAACAAGUUCUACCUCAAAAUCAUGUGCAAAAGCAACCGAUGCAACAAAACAAACCGAUACAGCCCCAAGCUAUGGUCCAACCUUCGAUACAAGUGCAGAUCCAACCUAAAACAAUUAACGAACGACCGAAGCCUGAGCCUGUACAACCCACCGCUCCUCAAGUUCCCAAACAGCAAAAAGUUGCACCCACAGUUAUAUCACAAGAUUCAAACGGUAGUAACACGAACCCGGACGUUGAUAAACUCUUGGUGCAAAUUCUCGAAGAGUCGAACAACAUUAGUAACAUCGUUAGCACGGCUAGUGUAACUCCUUCGACGACUCAACCACAGCAGAGAAUCACCACCAUUCAGUUGACACCACAGAAGCAGCAACAUUUGAAGAACAUACAGUUGCAGAUACAGAGCCUCUCCGCGAGGCUCACGCCGGGCGAUGCGGAGACUCACAGCAUGUUGAAGAAUCUGUUUACGGAACAACAGAAAAUUUUGGCCAGCGGGAAAUUAUUACCACCCGAUAAGGUGUAUUAUCACAACAAUCAGCUUACCAUCGUGAAUCCGUCCAGUUUAAAUUCGUCGUCGCCUUCGCAAGUCAAACACGAACCAGUGCAGAGUCCUUCGUCAGGCCCUUCUACAAUAAGCAAUAAUCAGACUAUAAUGCGAACUUCCAGUGUCGAAACUCAGGCUACGAGUUCACAUCAGCCAAUCACUACCCAGGCACAUACAGUACCUAGAAUAACUGUAUCAAUACCAUCCAGUGAGGCAACAGUGACUCAAACGAUUCACCAUCACCCUUUGUCUGUGCAACACUCCCACGUCCACAUCCAUGCCCAUCACCAAUCGACGCCACAUUUCACCCACAUCACCCAAACCCUACCGCCCCAUUCGACGGUUACGCAUCAAAUAUCCGCCUUGAGCAUACCUAAUCAUUCCCAUUCGCCCAUAUCGCCUCACCAAACCGUAAAUCCCCAAACUCACCAAGUUCUGUCCCAACAACAGACGUCCGUUUCGAGCCUUGCGUCCGUCAAGUCCCAUUCGGUGUCCAGUUUCACGUCGAGCCAUGCUCACAAUAACGGGCACCACGUCGUCGCCAAUCACCAGAUAUCCGGACAUCACGGCAGUGCUCCUACUAGUCUACAUCAGGGGCAUUUGCAGGUGACCCAUUUCAAUCACGUCAUUAACCAGAGAUUGGGUUGCGCGCAAAACGUUGCCGAGCCCACGGUGCAACAGCAGCAGAUGCAGAAACAGCAGCUCAUGCAAAAGAAGUCGGAUUUGAUCGAAACGCAACUUACGAUGGACCAAAACGGAGCGACGAAACCGGACAUUCACACACCGUUUAGAGACAAAAAAGAUGCGUGCAUUAGAUUGAUUCGUUACCAUUGUCUGGACCAGCCGGUUCUGUCGGAAAAGGAUCUGGAUAAAGCGGAUGAAAUAUUCGAAUUGACUGCUCAACACCUCAUUGGAAAAUUCUCCAAAAUGGAGGAUAAAUACAAAUAUUUGCUCAUGAAAGAAAGUAUGCGCCAAGUUCAAACAUCGGAGUUGAUGAUGCUGGAUCGUAUGCUGCUGAACGACGAACAGCAAUCUCUAAUGAAGGUCCGCCAGGAACGGGAAAACGAAAUCCUCAACGUGUCCGAAACGGAACUCCCUCCGCCGCCGUUACCGCCGCCGAUAUCCAAAUCGGCCCAUAAUUCGAAUUCGAAUUUCAACGCGAAUUCCAAUUCGAACAACGCGGGUUCCCAUCAAACGUCGAAUCCCGUUCCGACCGAACAGGAGGAUUACGACGAAUGGGCGUGCAUACAACGAGAGCUCGGGUGCGUGUUGCAGCAGAACGAAUCGAAAUUGGCGCAAUCGAAGCGAUCGGCGAGCAGCGAUUCGAGAUUAGAGACUCUGAAGCGGUUUCGCGUCGAUAAGCACCACAAGAAACCGACGGAUGUAAAUAUACCUUCUAGCGGAAGUAGUGUACAAAGUGUCGUUAGUAGUACAAUGUAUGCGCACGCGCAAUCGAAAGUAGUAGUGUCCGGCGUCGGAAGUGUCGGUGGGUCGGCGUGCGCGUUCGAGAGCACGCAAAACAGCAGUUUCUCCUCGCACGAGGACAACGAACCCGACAACAAUACUAUCGACGAGCAAGUGCAAUCGGCCAUUGAUUCGAUAUUGAACUUGCAACAGAACCCAUCUUUAGAUUUGGAUAGUAUUUUGUCAUGACGUCAUAUUUAGGUACGGUUGGAAGGUUUCUGGAGUCCUGGUACUUUUGGACACAUUGGAUUUUAGUAGUACUGGCGUUUUUGUUAAUAACCAAUUAUCAAGAUAGUAGAUUUGUCUUGUAUACAUUGUACAAUGUUGUGUGUCAAUGAACUGAAACUAUCUGUAUACAGUAAAUUGCUUAUGUUAUUUUUAUGAAAAUUUGUAAAUGGUACACAAUCACGUAUUAUGCAAAAGUUGAUUAGCUCGAAAAAAAAUUAAAUUAUUAAAUAAACAACUAAAAGAUUGUUGCAAUGAAAGUUUAAGGAAAUUUAGAAAAUGUAUAAGUUCAUAAAAGUUUGCAGCAUGGUCAGUUCUAUGAGUUGAACAAAGAAAGAUUAUUAAAAUAACAGUUAGAGCGAGAAAGUUCCAAUCCUACAAUAUCACCCUUCCUUUUUCCUUUAUAAGUUGUCUUUGUUGCACCCAAAGCCUAUAUUGCAAACUAAAAUAUUCAACCUGUAUAAGGUAUCUUGUUUAUAAAAAGAAAGUCCAUAAUAAUUAGAAGUACUAAAAAAAUACAAUUAAUCUAUCGACAACCUUCUACACGUUUUAAUAAAAAUAUCGUACACAGUAUUCUUCCGGAUAAUUUAAGUUCAUUGGGACAUCCUAUAUUAAAUCAAGAUUACUUUUGGUUUCGUUUCGAAAUAAUAUUUGUGGUUAUUGACAAAAAUAAAUGUUUGCUGUAGUGCGGCUUAAUUUUUCGCUAAUUUUUGUGAUAUAUUGGGAAGCAAUAAGCAUGUAUGGAACAGCCUUAUUGGAAAUGUAACGAAAAUCAUCAAUCAAGCACAUGUCAAAAAAUGGUAAAAUUUACAUCAAUUUUGACUAUAUCAAAUACAUUUCAAAAGUAAUAAAAGACUGGCUAAUGAGUAACGUCUAAUUGGAUUUUUUUUUGCAUUGUUUUAAUAAGAGCUGUUUCGUGUAUCGUAGUCUUUACUGUACCAUAAAACGUGAACUAUUGUAAAGAAGCUUUAAUUUUAAAAAAUCAAGUUUAAUCUUGCUAAACUUCUCAUUAGCUUGUAAGGAUUUUAUUAACGAUAUUCGUUAUUUACCAAAUGGUCAAUUUUUGAAUGAUCCAAGGAUUGUGCCAGGACUCUUUAAUAGUUUAAAUCCCACCCCCGUUUUGAGAAUUAUAAUAAUUUAUUUCAAUUAAUUUAUUCGAAGAAAACGAAUUAUUAAAUUUUUAAACUUGUUAAUCUAUUGAAUAAAAUUAUGAUUUUAGAAUACGUAGGCUGGAGAUAGAAAUGAGACAGAAUUCAGGGAGUACUCAACUCGAAAUUCACAGGGGGUGUUUCUUUUAACUCUGUUUUAUUUUUAAAUAUUGUGAUGAUUUCAAGUAAGGUACAGAGUUAUUUAUAUUGAUUACUUUUACUUUCGAAACAAUGUAUUUACCAUGAGAAAGUUCAUGAGCUGUUUUUUUGCAAGUAAUAAGCAAAUAAAUACGGGUAAUUGAAUAAUUUUGAAGGACAAUCCCACCCUAAAGACGACUAAUAAUGUGUGUAUAUAAUUUGAAUCAAUGAUUAUGAAAUAUGCGUUGAAUGCCAAUUCACAAAAUGAAUUGUUCUAUCUUUAUAUUAAUUAAAGAAUCGUAAGAGAUUAGGCCAGUAUUUGAUUAAUUUGUGUUUCUAAAAUAAUUGUGAUAAAUUUUGAAAAAACAGUCAGUGAACGAGUUAAUGAGGUUGAAAAUACAGUGUGCAAGCGAAUGUUGAAUUAAAUUUUGCUUUAUAUUAUAUACCUGUGAAUUAGUGUUUGUUGUGUUGUGAUAUUUCUCACUAUUCGGUACUAUUAAUUUGUUUUAUGUAUUUUAUUUCAACCAUUGAGUACAAUAAUAAAUUAUUGAAAAUAAAUUUUAAUGAUUCCUGCUCAUCUUACACACUGUAUAAGUCCGUGUUUUUACCGUAUCAAAAUUAUUCUUUUCUUAUAAAUAAUUUUGUAUGCUCUUCAUGAAAUUUGUUUUAGUUUUUAGUGAAUCUUCUUGUUAUUAUUGUUUUACUGUGUUCAUAAUUUAUAACCCGUAAGAAUUGUAUAUACUUCUUAUAAUGACCGCUGUAAAAAGUUUUUAUUGUAA